Diatraea saccharalis (sugarcane borer) is the source of this 2066-nucleotide messenger RNA. NCBI's taxonomy places the organism in Eukaryota, Metazoa, Arthropoda, Insecta, Lepidoptera, Crambidae. The record is from the annotation of a GenBank genome assembly.
CAUGAAGAUUAAUUAAUUAGAGACUGGGACUUUCUUUAAUACAUAUAAAAUUUCGUCAAUGAACAUAUGUAACUAAACUCACAAAAUAAUAAAAAAAAUAUUUGACGCAUCCUACAGUCAGAAUAUCAAUUAUUUUUAUGUAAUAUUAAAGUGAUUGUAACAUGACAUUUUUUAACAACAAUAACAAGUAAAACCCACUUUAAGUCAUAAUUAAAUCGGCAUUUAAUUAUAACAAAAUUUAAUUGAAAAGCAAUAUCACAAGUGUCAAAAAUGGAGAGAAAAGAAGAGCAUACGUUUCAAGGUAGCGCCGGCGUCGACACGGAUCGUCUGAUGAAGGAACUGGGUCAAGUCGGAAGGUUCCACCUGAUCAACUACUUCCUGUUGUCGCUGCCAGUAUUCUUGGCUGCCGUUUACGGCAUCAAUUACGUAUUCUUAGCCGCCGAUGUGCCUUACAGAUGCCUCAUUCCCGAGUGCGAGCUGUCCAACAGCACAGAAUUCAAGCCUUCCUGGAUAGAGGGCGCUCUACCACCGGAUUCAGGAAGACAGCAGCGAUGCUACCGACGAUUGAUCGCUGAUCAGAGCAGUCUGGAUGACCAGAGCGUGUGCCAGCAGGAGAUGUUCACAGACGAGCUGCAGCCCUGCGAGCAGUGGAUGUAUGCCAGCAGAGAUACAAUCGUAGCUGAAUUUAAUCUGGCGUGCCAGGAGUGGAAGCGCACCCUGGUGGGAACGAUACAUAACAUAGGAAUGCUGGUCUCACUACCAAUCCUUGGAUAUAUAUCUGACAGAUGGGGUCGUAAGCGGGCUUUAAUUCUGAGCUGCACGCUCGUCGGCGCUAUUGGUUCUUUGAAAGCGUUCUCCAUCUCUUACGAGAUGUAUGUCAUCGUUGAAUUCUUGGAGACUGUCGCUGGAGCUAGCGCCUUCCCUGCUGCAUACAUUUUAAGUAAGUAGCAGACCUUUGCUACGGAAAAGAAUACAGUCCUAUACGUUUCAUAAUUUGAUCACGAACAUAAAGUUUUUCUUUUGUAUGUACUUAAAUGUUGAGUCGAAAAAACUACAAAGAAUUAUUUGGCUGAUUUUCAUUCAGUAAAAAUCCCCUUUAAACUUGAAAUUUUAUCUGCUUUUACAAAAUAAUAAUAGUUUCCGUUUUAUUUUCCAGCUAUCGAACUGCUUGGACAAGACAAAAGAGUUCUCACCACAGCGUUCUUAGGUAUCAUGCUAGUAAUCGGGGGCCUUAGCUUCGCCCUUCUCGCUAAAACGUUCAAUUACUGGAGGACUUUUAUAUUGGUGGUCUACCCUCCUUCAUUGUUGUUCUUAUUCUAUAUCUACCUCCUGCCAGAAAGCAUUAGGUGGUUAUUGUCCAAGGGGAGAAAAGAUGAAGCGGUAGAAAUAAUAAUGAAAGCUGCCAAGAUGAACAACGUGACACUUACUGAAGAAACUAUGAAGCAGCUGACGGAAGAAAAGACGAAGCCUGUAGACCAAAAGAAGUCUACAGAAGAAGAGUCAGGGUUAUGGAUGCAAGUGCUCAAAUCACCAAUAAUAAUGACGCGCCUAGCCAUUUGCUCGUGGUGGUGGAUCACUUGUACGUUCGUCUUCUAUGGUUUGGCUAUCAACUCCGUUUCGUUAGCUGGUGACAAAUAUACUAACUACAUGUUGGUAGUGAGCGUGGAAGUAAUCGCUGUGGUCACUAAUGCCUUGGUACUGGAUAGAAUCGGCAGGAAGAAGACGCUGCUGUCGGCUUAUACUGUUUGUGGAUUCUCGUGUAUAGUUAUCACGUUUGUGCCAAAGUGUAAGUUAUUAUAUAUUAAGCAAUACCUACUACUUUUGUACAAAAUAUGUUUAAUUAAACUUACUUGAUUUCCGCUACGAUCACUUUUUGGCCUUAAUAGAGACUGGGCUAGAAAAUAAAUUAUAAACAUAAACAUAGGUGGCACUUUUUUCCUAAUUUCUGAGGCGACUGUUUUCGUUGGUAUUUAUUAAAAAAAAGGAGAUCCAUGUGUUAAACUAUCUCUAUAAUAAGAAAAGAACGGGCAGUUAACCACCACGUGGACUUAGAACUGCAGAUUGAG